Anarrhichthys ocellatus (wolf-eel) is the source of this 2419-nucleotide messenger RNA. RefSeq names its product protein regulator of cytokinesis 1-like. The transcript is spliced from 14 exons. The record is from RefSeq and is a predicted model, not a curated record. NCBI's taxonomy places the organism in Eukaryota, Metazoa, Chordata, Actinopteri, Perciformes, Anarhichadidae. Gene Ontology annotation, cellular component: cytoplasm; mitotic spindle midzone; spindle. Bases 190 to 2001 code for a protein of 603 amino acids. Gene Ontology annotation, biological process: mitotic spindle midzone assembly; microtubule cytoskeleton organization. Gene Ontology annotation, molecular function: microtubule binding.
CAAAGCAGCCAAUCGGAGUCCAGGCGUUGUUCCGGUGCAGAUUUCAAAUCCGUCGAGUCGACAAGCGAGCUGGUGUCCCGUCAACCGUAGCCACACCGACGUUGAUUUGUUUUUCCGAGACCGAUUUUUCUAACUAACCCGUUAACGAAGAUUGUUUUUAACAUAUAUGUUGUAAGUUUGAGGAGCAAUAUGAGAGUAAGUGAAGUCCACGCAGCAGAGUGUGGUGCAUAUCUUAACAGAGCCCAGAUCAGGCUGCAGGACAUUUGGGAUGAAAUUGGGAUUCCAGAGGAACAGCGCGUCCAGAGAACAAAUGAUGUUCACAAGCACAUUAAAGCUCUGCUGGACCUAAUGAUUACGGAAGAGGAGGAGCUCAAGAAGAGAUUAAUGAAAAGCAUAGAGUCCUGUAUAAAGAAACUCAAUCACUUGUGCACUGAACUUCAGCUGCCCCCAUUUAAGGAGGAAGAUGGCUGCUCCAUGUUGCAAAUCGAGAAUAAUAGCCGCACACGUCUAGAGCUGAUGAUGGAGCAGAAGAAGAAGAGAAUGGAAGAGCUCAAGGGCCUCAUUGCCAAAGACCGUGAGCUGUGUGAUAUUUUGUGCACUACCCCAUUUUGCAUUGACCAUGACGCCGUCCCCUCACUGAAUCAACUUGAGACGUAUCAUGCCUACCUGGAUGAUCUCACCAAGGAGAAGGAGCGACGUCAUGAUGAAUUUGUAGGCGUCAAAAGGGAGAUCGUCGUAUUCAUGGAUGAUCUGGAGCGACACCCAGAGACGAGCUUUGAGACGGAUGUGAUGUGUGAGGAUGAGGAGGCAUUUUGUCUGUCAAAUGACAACAUUGCUGCUCUCAAACUUCUCCUCAGUCAGUUAAAAGAACGCAAGGCUAAGAACGAGGACCGUUGUGCAGCUCUCCGUUCUAAGAUCCAGGAGCUGUGGGAAAGACUUCGGACUCCCCAAGAGGAGAGGGAAGCCCUCUCUGAGCACAUGCUUAUGUCAAAGAAGAGAAACAUCGAGACACUCCAGGCUGAGGCCCAGCGUCUAGAGGAGCUGAAAAUGCAGAGCAUGAAGUCUGUCAUCGAGGCCAUCAGAGCUGAGAUCGCUCUUUUCUGGGAACGAUGCUUCUACAGCCAAGAACAGCAGCAAGCUUUCGUUCCAUAUCAUGAUGAUGAUUUUACUGAAGAGCUUCUCAACCUGCAUGAGGCAGAGGUCGGGACCCUGAAGGUGUGUUUCGAGGACCACAGGGAACUCUUUGAGGGAGUCACAAAAUGGCAGGAGAACUGGACCUUGUACUUGGAGCUUGACAAAAAGGCGAAUGACCCCUCGAGGUUCAACAAUAGAGGUGGGAACCUUCUGAAGGAGGAGAAGCAGAGAGCUGACCUGCAGAAAAGUUUGCCUAAGCUGGAAAAAAGUCUUAAAGCUCAAAUUGAUGCUUGGGAGGAGGAGCAUUGCAAAGAAUUCCAGGUCAACGGACAGCAAUUUCUAGAGUACGUGCAGCAGCAGUGGGAUCACCACCAUGCUGAUAAGGAGAAGGAGAAACUGGAGAGGCAAAUGAAGAAAACAAAACAGACACAGGAGGACAUGUUGUAUGGAACUUCAAUGAGAACGCCAUCCAAAAGGCGGAUGGCAGGGACUCUCACACCUGGAAAAGUGAGAAAGCUCAACGGCACCUCAACCUUCUCCACUCCUACCAGCUUCCUUAGUUCAGGCCUCGGUGGAACCAUGUGCCUGCCCUCCACCCAGAAACCACCUCUGUCUGCCAGCAAGGGUUUUGGCCUGCGACCCCCUGGACAAGGAAAGACUCCCCGUGCACUAGACAGAAACAAGGAAAACCUCUCCCAUCUAAGAAACACUCCAAGUGGCACACUAAGGUCUCAGGAUACUCAAGAUCACACCUUCACCUCCAACUCUGUUGCGGACUUCUAUUCGGAAUUUUCGAGGCACCUCUCGACGGCCUCUAAAUCAAAUGCGAAGUCCGGACUGCUGAACUCUACUGUCGGCCAUCAGUGAUGCCGUCCAGUCGGCUGCUCCGGCACCACAAGUCAUCCAGCUCUGAUGUAGUUUGGUGUAAUAUUCAGAUGGUGGACAAGCGGGAACAUUGAUGUAAACUUAUACAAAACAUGUAAAUAUUUCGGGUCUCUAGCAAUUCUCUUUUCCUUAAACUGUAUUCCAGGGUGAGCCCUACUGUUUUCUCUGCUGUAUUUGGGGCAAGUUAUUGAUGAUUGUAGCAAGUCAGAUAUGGCUUUUUAUUUUAAGGCUACAGCUUUUUAAAUGUAACUUUAACCAUAUCUUGAGCACUACUUUGUUGUAGUGCUGUAGCAGCUAGCCAGAGCACCAUGGCUUUAUUCCUCCAGCUGGGAUGACGGCUACGUUUGCUCUUCAUAGUGCUUUUUUUUCAAAGAUCAAGCUGUAAAUAAACGUUGACACC